CCGCCACCGACUGGGCCGGAGUAUGAGCCAGAGUUCGCUCGUCCCCUCGAACUAUGAAUGUUCCCACUUUUCAUGCUGUUUUGAGGAAUUGUUUCCUUACGUCUCUCAGCUAGAAAUAUCAAUAGCAAGUUGACACCUGUGGGAGGCAGCAAUGCAUGAAACCGUGCCUCGUCUGCUGGAAACCGGAAGUAGAAGAACAAGAAGAAGAACCGCCCAAUCGGCCAGUAAAACCAAAGAAGAAGAGUGCGAGGAGGAGCGGAUCUGGUGUUUCUAAGGAUCGUUUCCGAUCGGACUAACUCAGGAUGAGUUCCUCCUCCUUCCUCUCUCCUCCCCCCUCUCCCCACACUGCCCCACUUCCCCUUUCCUCCUCCUCUGUGAUUUGCUGUCCUGAGCUCGACCUGUCCGUCACACUCGGCUCUCCCCAGACUGGCCACGCCCAUUUUAAGCCCAGCUCCCUGAAGAUUGGUCAGCAAAGGGACCAAUCGCAGCCGAAGCCCUUGCCUCAAGGACCAACGGGAAGAGGGGCGAACACACGGGUGUUUUUUCAGGAACCGGUGGAUGUCACGGUAACACGGCAGCAGAACAGAGACGCGCCACCUAAGCAACCAAUCAGAGGUCAGAGGAGGAGCAGAGGAUGUCACCACGAGUCCCGUGGAGCAGCAUCCAAUCAAGAGCCAGGCUGUCUCGAGAGGGUGGGACUAAACUCCACUCUGGCUCUGAAGGCGGAACUUCAGUUACUGCAGGGGGCUGAGUUUAACUCCCAGAAGGCCAUGCAGGAGACUCUCCGAAGGUCAGAGAGGACCAAAAACCUGAUCAACACCAGAGCUACUGAAGAAGUGAAUGUCUCUCGCUCACAGGUUCUCUUCAAUUCAUUGGUCUGCGUCAAUGUGCAGGAAGAUCAGCUGAUCAGCCAGAUGCUGCAACAUAGGCUGCAGCCAUCCUGCCAUGGCAACAAGGUAGCAGACGGGCCCUCUCUUCUCCUCUUCAUGACCUCUGACCACCUGAGACAAAAGCCUUUCCCACUAGAGGAGGAGCCUGUCAACUACAAGCCCCGCCCAUUGACAUAUCCCGCCUGCUCUACCUUUGACCUCCACAGAAGAGAGAGACGCUGAGAGGCCAUGCCUUGACACACAGGACCGCUCUGACUGGCAGGAGAUACUGAGAUCAGACUUAAUAAUAAUUAUCAUAUUUGUUAAAUUAUUAAUAUAAACUGAAAUCUUUUUUUUUUAAAGCUACUUUUAGUUUUUUCAAUAAAGUCUUUUCAAACAAAGGGUA
Messenger RNA from Pseudoliparis swirei, 1275 nucleotides. RefSeq names its product protein phosphatase 1, regulatory subunit 35 (gene ppp1r35). Lineage: Eukaryota; Metazoa; Chordata; Actinopteri; Perciformes; Liparidae. The coding region runs from base 303 to 1112 and encodes 269 amino acids. The transcript has 8 exons. Gene Ontology annotation, molecular function: phosphatase binding. The record is from RefSeq and is a predicted model, not a curated record. Gene Ontology annotation, biological process: negative regulation of phosphatase activity.